Messenger RNA from Phoenix dactylifera (date palm), 1396 nucleotides. Lineage: Eukaryota; Viridiplantae; Streptophyta; Magnoliopsida; Arecales; Arecaceae. The record is from RefSeq and is a predicted model, not a curated record.
UAGACAUAUUAAGACCCAUACGAGGAAGGAAGGGUCCCUCUUCACCUAAGCAAUGGAAUCACCCUUCAUCGGCCAUCUCCAAGAACAACCUACAUGGGUCCUUCUACUCUCAUUUCUGGGGUUCCUUUCUCUCCUCCAAACUUCCAUAACUCUUCUCAAAUGGGCCUACGCCGCCUUCCUCCGGCCAGGGAAGGACCUCAAGGCCUACGGCUCGUGGGCACUGGUCACCGGAGCCACCGACGGCAUCGGGAAGGCCUUCGCCUUCCAGCUAGCCCAUGAAGGACUCAACCUAGUCCUCAUUGGUAGAAACCCAAGCAAGCUUCGACGGGUCUCCGGCGAGAUAAAGGCCAGGCAUCCCUGCACCGAGAUCAAACUGGUCGUCAUGGAUUUGGCCGGCGAUUUAUCGGAUGGGAUUCGACGUCUCGAAGAGGAGAUCAGAGAGUUGGAGGUCGGGAUCUUGGUGAACAACGCCGGCAUGACGUACCCACAGUUCAUGUACUUCCAUGAGGUGGAGGAGGAGCUGUGGGAAGGUAUCGUGAAGGUGAACAUGGAGGCGACGACGAGGGUCACACAGGCCGUCCUUCCGGGGAUGAUGAAGAGGAGGAGAGGCGCAGUUGUUUGUAUUGGCUCAGCAUCUUCCGUGGUGGUGCCUUCGUUUCCUCUCGCUGCUGUGUAUGCUGCUACUAAAGCGCUGUUACGCCCCCGCCUGCGCAAAACAUAUGGGGGCAACAUGAGGGAGAAAUACGGGGCUCUCCUGCCAGAUAUUGUUCGGUUCCGGGGCUUCACGCAAGCCCGUCUGUGCAAGGCACGUGCCUGGAGGAUUAGAAGACACCCAUCUCAUAUGCUCAGGCUCUGAACGAGUCUUUUCGAUGUGGAACUAUUGAGUCUCACACAGAUCUUAUUUAUAUCCGGAUGCAUCAUCUUAGAAUCUAACUGUUGUGAUUGGCUGCAUGCACGACGUGGUGAUGCAUACAAUAUUGAUAAUAAUUUCAGCUAUAGAUUUUUAAAAAUAUCCGCUACUGAUUUUGUCUGCCUGUAAUGACGUAUCCUCUGCCUCGACAACAGAAAGUAGGAGAUAAAUUUUCUUGCUUGUAUAUGAUUAUUAAAGUUCGUGAUGAGCAGUGAAGUAGUUGGGGAGUUAUGGAUGGCAUGGCAAGUCGUCCAGUGGAGCAGGCAAAUUAACUUUCUCAUUUAUUGUCGCGUGUCGGCCCUGGAAAGUUUCAGGCUGCGUGCAACUGGGCCAUAUUAUGAUGUUUCAUUUAUUCAGCAUUAAGUAGUAGGAUAAGGCCAGAUUUACCACAGAUCUAAAUGAAUCUAGUAUCUAGAUAGAGUUGAGUGCCAAACGAGGUUGAGGGUAGCUUUCCAACGAGAUUUGCUUUUGGAAUUUUUUUUUUUU